Messenger RNA from Saprolegnia parasitica CBS 223.65, 1376 nucleotides. RefSeq lists its product as hypothetical. Lineage: Eukaryota; Oomycota; Saprolegniomycetes; Saprolegniales; Saprolegniaceae. The transcript has 4 exons. The coding region runs from base 78 to 1343 and encodes 421 amino acids. The record is from RefSeq and is a predicted model, not a curated record. Gene Ontology annotation, molecular function: serine-type peptidase activity. Gene Ontology annotation, biological process: proteolysis.
ACAUUGCACCAGGCGUGUCCCACGUGUUGAGGUCAACACGAGAUCGCGACGACUUGAGCGGAGACGACGCGACGGCGAUGGCCAAGAAGGAGCACUUUAGGUACACGGUGUCCAACUUGAUCAUCUUCCUCUUCCCGCCCUUCCGGGCGACGCGUAGCGGCUUUCUUAACCUGUGCUUUCUCUACCCGCUGCAAUGGUGCGAGUCCUUGCUCAUCCAGCCGACGAGCCGAUUGCGGCGCCACAUGCCACUGCUCGGCGGGAUCUGCGUCAUCUGCUUGACCUUGGGCAGCAUGCUGCUGCGGUCGGCGUGGCAGUGGCUCCAUGAUGUUAUCUCGGGCACGUUUUCGUCCACGGACGCCAAGGUCAACUUUGAAGCGUUCUGGAGUGGCAUCUACCACGACUAUGCAUUUCUCGAAGGCAACGCGAACUGGUCGCUCGUGCAUCGGCUCUUUGGCGACAAGAUUGACGGCGCGACGACCGAGCACGACCUCUGGACGGCGCUCGUCGACAGCAUCGCGCUUCUUGACGACCCGUGCGUCACGAUCUCCAACGUCUCGAUCCCCAACAACAACCGCGUGCGGUCCAUGGACCUCGACGGCUGGGUCCGCGACCAGCUUGACAACUACAAUGUGAUUGCGAACCAGUUUACGUGGGGUGUUGUCCGGCACUCAAGGCCGAUCGGAUACCUCUCGCUCUCGGCACUCGAGGGCUUUGUCGAGCUCCAGCUGCCGUUCGAGCUGCGCUCCUGCGGUACGCGGCGCAAGCCGUGCACCAAGGGUUUGGUGCCCGAGAUGUACGACCUCGAAGCGAUGCGCUGGGCGAUGGAGGCCAUCGUGACGCAUCUCCAUGCGACGCAUCUGCACGGACUCAUUUUGGACUUGCGCCACAGCACGGGCGGCGGCUCGUACAUUGUGUCGCUUGUGCUCGCGUCAUUCUUCAAGCCGCCGUCGUUCGCCUUUAUCAUGGAAGAACGGCUCCAGAAGCGGCAGUUCCACGUACCAACGUCACGACUGCGCUACGAUGGGCCGCUCGCGAUUCUCCAAGGCGCCGACACGGCUCGGACCAGCGAACUCCUCCUCCUCGCCCUCCUGCACCGGCCCAAGACGUGUCGACUCGGCGCCAAGACGGCCGGGCGGCUCUCGGACGUGCGCGAGAUGUCGCUCCCCAACGGGUGGGUCGUCGACGUCCCGUACCAGCGCUGCUACGGCGAGGACGGCAAGCAGUACCAGAAGACGGGCAUUCCGCCGCAGAAAGCACUGCCCGAGCCGCAAUGCUGGGCCGCGGCCCUCGAGUACCUCGACCGCGAGUGGCAGCAUACGCACAACGAAGCAGCGUCGUCGUAACAACACUAUCACUUUAAACGCGAUUCGAUCCCA